GAAUAUGAGAACCGGUAUUACCAAAUGUGCUCUGAAAUGUUUCACGUCAAUGCUGUUUUCACAUAGUGGUUUUUAUCUCUUGAUACAAACUGUAAUCGAACAGAGGUGAUCCAAUAUAAGGUAUACCGAAUGAGGAAGAAAUAGUACAAAUGAGGUAAACUCUCUUGUUUUGCUUCCUUUGUUGUCAGAAGCAGAUUAAUAAACAGGUAUUUUUCAGUUUUGUUAUAAGAACUCUAUAAGGAACUGUUAUAAGGAUUCUAGGAAUGUAUGUGGGCAUCCUAAGAAAAUAGCACUUGCCAGUAGAAGGAAGAAAACCUUGUAUAGGAGAAGAAAUAAGUGGCAAGACCUAACUUGAAUGUGAAGGAUAGAGGGCUGGUAGCAUUUUUAUGCUGUCUGUGUGUGUGUGUGUGUGUGUGUGUGUGUGUGUGUGUGUUGUGUGUGUGUAGAGGGUAGGGAUUAGGUUGUUGAGAAAUACUGACUAACUAAAGAAAAGAAAUGUUUCAUAAAUAUUGAGUAACAGAAAGGUAUUAGCUAGUGGAGGACAUAUCUUUUUUUUUUUUUCCUUUUGGACCCAUGUAAAAGUCUGUCUAUCAUGUUGCUGGAAAAGCAAAGACAGGAAAAUUACCAGCAGCCAUAGGUCUAUAGAACUUUGUUAACUUCGUGGUCAAAUUUUUGCCAUGUGUUUGAGUUUGCCCUUCUUUCACAGUGCUCCUGGGUCUCAAAGCAAUUGGUGGUUAAAAAAGUAUAGAGUGAAAUUUUCAGCUAGUUGAGAAUCACGGUUGUACACAAGACCAGCUUCUGAUGUCAACAUGCUAGGGGAAAUGAUGUUUGGCUCAGUUGCAAUGAGUUACAAAGGUUCCACCUUAAAGAUACACUAUAUACGUUCUCCUCCACAACUGAUGAUCAGUAAGGUCUUCUCUGCUAGAAUGGGCAGCUUCUGUGGGAGUACAAAUAACUUGCAAGACAGCUUUGAAUACAUCAACCAAGAUCCCAAUUCAGGAAAACUGAACACAAAUCAGAAUAAUUUGGGUCCUUGUCGUACCGGAAGUAACCUAGGUCUGCUGCAGGCGUGCAGCAGCAAGCUGCUACAGGGGGUGGCAGAAGGAGGACCUCUCCGGCUCACCCGGAGUGCUUCUUUCUUUGCAGCACAUAGCACUCCAGUUGACAUGCCAAGCAGAGGACAAAACGAAGACAGGGACAGUGGCAUCGCUCGAUCAGCUUCGCUAAGCAGCCUUUUGAUCACUCCUUUCCCAUCUCCAAGCUCCUCUACAUCUUCUUCCAGCAGUUACCAGCGCCGCUGGCUUCGAAGUCAGACCACAAGUUUGGAGAAUGGCAUCAUUCCUAGGAGAUCCACUGAUGAGACGUUCAGCUUGGCUGAAGAAACCUGCAGUUCUAAUCCUGCCCUAGUCCGGAGAAAGAAAAUCGCCAUAAGCAUCAUCUUCUCCCUGUGUGAGAAAGAAGAAGCCCAGAGGGAUUUCCAGGACUUCUUUUUUUCCCAUUUUCCCCUGUUUGAGUCACACAUGAACAGACUGAAGAGCGCAAUCGAAAAGGCCAUGAUCUCCUGUAGGAAGAUAGCAGAAUCAAAUCUCCGUGUCCAGUUUUAUGUCAGCCGUCUGAUGGAAGCUCUGGGAGAAUUCAGAGGGACUAUCUGGAACUUAUAUUCUGUUCCAAGGAUAGCGGAACCCGUAUGGCUCACCAUGAUGUCCAGCACUUUGGAAAAAACCCAGCUCUGCCAGCGCUUUCUCAAGGAAUUUACACUUCUGAUAGAACAGAUCAACAAAAACCAGUUUUUUGCUGCCUUACUGACUGCAGUGUUAACCUACCACCUGGCCUGGGUACCGACAGUCAUGCCUGUCGAUCACCCUCCCAUUAGAGCCUUCGCAGAGAAACGUACCUCUCAGUCAGUGAACACGCUGGCCAAAACACAUCCGUACAAUCCUCUCUGGGCACAGCUGGGCGACCUCUAUGGAGCCAUCGGCUCGCCCGUGAGGCUCACUCGCACCGUGGUUGUGGGGAAGCAGAAGGAUUUGGUCCAGCGCAUUCUGUAUGUCCUGACCUACUUUCUCCGUUGCUCUGAGCUGCAAGAGAACCAGCUAACCUGGAGUGGGAACCACGGAGAAGGUGACCAGGUGUUAAAUGGGAGCAGCAUCACGACAGCCUUGGAGAGGGGAGAGGUGGAGGAGUCCGAGUACGUGGUAGUCACCGUGAGAAGUGAGCCUGCUCUCCUCCCACCCAUGCUGGCUGAGGAAAGGAGCCCCGGGCCCGAGGGGUCGGCUGGGACCCGCGAGGGCGCUGAUAGUAGAGACCCGUGUUCCAAAUCUGACAAAGAAGGAAGCAAGAGUUCUGUGGCCUGCAGCCUGGGACACCAGGAGCCAGCACUGAACAGCGCGUGGAAACCUCAAGACGCAUUUUGUGGGGAGGAAGAAUGUCAAAAAGAGCUACCCCGAGGUGGCUGUUCCAGGCUCGCCAGCUGUGACAGUUUGGGGGCAGGACUGAAGGCCAGCGAGGAGCUGAAAGGGGAGGUGCCUAGGAAGCUGCCUGACCGGUCAGCAGCCUGGCCUUGCCCUGACAGACGUUCCCAGGAGAAGGUCACUUUCCAGAUUGGAAGCUCCGCGUCUCCAGAGUCGGACUUUGAAAGUCGCAGCCGGAAAAUGGAGGAGCGGCUGACGGCCUGCAGACAAUAUCCAGAGUUAGGUGGUUGUCCCUCAGCUGAGCCCAGAGUGGCCGCUGACAGGGCCCAGGACCAGCAGGUUUCUAGGUGCUCCUUCCCACCUGGCUGCCAAAAGAAUGUAUGCCGGCCUCAGAAUCCAGCAUCAGAGGGGGGUGAGGGUGAAUUUGACAGGGGUUACGCUAAGGACAGAGGCAUCAAAACCCAGGAAGCAGCAGGUGCUGCCGGGCAGCUCGGCCAAGCUGCCGACUUGCUUGUACCUAACGCCUGUGCGGCAGGGACUGGACAGAGAGCGCUGGAGGCAGAGGAAGGACCUUUGCUGGAACCUGCCCCGGGCAGGUGUGUACAGCAGGACUCUGGUGUCUCAGUCUCUGCAGAUGUCCCCUGUGGGGACGCCGACCGGAAGGACAACUUCAGGACUGAAGGAGACAUUCCCAGAAAUGAAAGUUCUGACAGCGCUCUUGGGGACAGUGACGACGAAGCAUGCGCCUCAGCCCCGCUGAAUCUAGGUCAUAGCGGCGACCUGCCUGACGGGUCCUUGGAAGUGGAGCUGCCUCUGCCAAGGUCUCAGAUCAUCAGCAACCCGAAUGUCAGAAACUUUGGCCGCUCCCUUCUGGCAGGUUACUGCCCCACAUACAUGCCUGACCUGGUGCUUCAUGGGACCAGCAGUGAUGAGAGGCUGAAGCAGUGUCUGCCGGCUGACCUGGUCCACACAGUCCGGCAUCCGGUGCUUGAUGAGCCCAUAGCUGAAGCUGUCUGUAUUAUCGCAGACACGGAUAAGUGGAGUGUGCAGGUGGCCACAAGUCAGAGGAAAGUGAUGGACAACAUGAAACUGGGCCAGGACGUCUUGGUGUCUAGUCAGGUGUCCAGUUUACUUCAGUCCAUUUUACAACUUUAUAAGCUUCACCUCCCUGCUGAUUUUUGCAUCAUGCAUCUUGAAGAUAGACUACAGGAGAUGUACCUGAAAAGUAAGAUGCUGUCUGAAUAUCUUCGUGGACACACCCGAGUCCAUGUGAAAGAAUUAGGUGUCGUCCUGGGGAUUGAAUCGAAUGACCUGCCUCUGUUGACUGCUAUCGCCAGUACGCAUUCUCCUUACGUCGCUCAAAUACUCUUAUAAGCUAAAGCUCAGGACAGUUCUUCCUUGGAAGAAAAAA
This is a messenger RNA of Rhinolophus ferrumequinum (greater horseshoe bat), 3822 nucleotides long. RefSeq names its product folliculin interacting protein 2 (gene FNIP2). The coding region runs from base 810 to 3785 and encodes 991 amino acids. The record is from RefSeq and is a predicted model, not a curated record. Gene Ontology annotation, cellular component: cytoplasm. Gene Ontology annotation, molecular function: ATPase inhibitor activity; protein-folding chaperone binding. NCBI's taxonomy places the organism in Eukaryota, Metazoa, Chordata, Mammalia, Chiroptera, Rhinolophidae. The transcript has 16 exons.